Molecule: messenger RNA, 979 nt
Organism: Danio rerio (zebrafish)
Lineage: Eukaryota; Metazoa; Chordata; Actinopteri; Cypriniformes; Danionidae
Gene: spryd4
Product: SPRY domain containing 4
Source: RefSeq, marked provisional
AAACCGCGCUAUAAAUGGGACAGCAACAUGGCGAUGUCCUCGGGCAUGGCAGUCUUUUGCCGUCUGACUGGCAGAUCCUUAGGGGCAGUACUCGGUCACGGCCGUGGAAAAAGCCUCACAGUUCGAAGAUGGUACAUCACUGCCAGCUCAGGCAACAAUGUGCAGUUUAAGCUUGAUGAGCGAACCGCUCACAGCAGCCUGGAUCUUUUUAAGAAAGAGACUGGUGUGAUCUAUCGAAUGCUUGGUGUGGACCCGUCUCUGGUACAGGACACCCCUCUGCGUUUCCGGGACUGGGCCGUGGUCCUCGCCGACACCCCUAUUGAAUCUGGACGCCACUAUUGGGAAAUCACAGUUAAGAAGUCUCAUGAAUUUAGAGUCGGAGUGGCUGAUGAGUCCACGUCCCGUGACGAAUGCGUAGGCACCAAUUCCACUUCCUGGGUGUUCGCAUUCGUCCAGAGGAAGUGGUUUGCUAUGAUUAUGGGGAAGCAGGUCCCGGUGCCAUUAGUUGGGAAACCGGAUCGAGUCGGGCUCUUGUUGGACUACGAGGCGGGACGGCUCAGUCUGGUGGACACCCAGAAAAAUGAAGUGGUGCAUACCAUAAAAACACAGUUCCGCUCGGCCGUCUGUCCUGCGUUUGCUCUCUGGGACGGGGAGUUACUCACACAUUCGGGACUGGAGAUCCCAGCUGGGCUUCAGUGACUCGUGUUCAUUCACACAUGGAUGCUACAUGCCUCUUAAUGGAUAGAAAAAAGGAAGUAUAGGGGCCUUACGAAAUGGGAACACAGUCGUUUUUUUACUGCCAUUAAUCCAGAUUUGUCCACUAAGCUGGAGAAAGUAUAAACUCAGUCUACUGUUUGUGAUAUAAUGCUGAUGAACUAAUGUUCAACAUAUGAAUACUUGACAUCCUCUAAACGGAUUUCUUAUGUGCAUCAAAUACAGUGUAAGAUGUUUUUUUUCAAUAAACAGACACUAUAUACCA